This is a messenger RNA of Gymnodraco acuticeps, 1711 nucleotides long. Its product is annotated as myosin-14. The transcript has 14 exons. NCBI's taxonomy places the organism in Eukaryota, Metazoa, Chordata, Actinopteri, Perciformes, Bathydraconidae. The record is from RefSeq and is a predicted model, not a curated record. The coding region runs from base 1 to 1626 and encodes 541 amino acids.
AUGCUAAAACUGGAGGAAAAUAUAAAAGAGCUGAAGGCCAAACUGACAGGGUUUGACAAAGAUCACCUGAUCCAGGAGAGGACCCAACAAGGUUCAGAGGGUUGCCAAUCCCAAAGCAAUCAGGAAACUGUUCAAACGAAGGAAGAUUUAAAGUCGCUAAAAGAGGUACAUGAAAAGCUGACAGGGGAGCUUGAAAAGAUUAAGCAGAAACUGAAAACAUCACAGUCUCAGCUACAGGAAGAAACCUUGGAGAGGUUAACCAUGUCUAAAAUGAUCACAGAUCUGGAGGCAGACCGCGCUCAGAUGACCACAGAAAGAGAGCUGAGUAAAGUUAGUGAAAGUGGACAUGAAGAGAUAACAGCGAUGAAAGAAAAGUGCCACCUGCUCAGGGAAUCUGUGGAGGUUUUGGAAUUAGAAAAGCAGAAACUGCAGGAUCGCUGCAUGUAUUUGGAGGCCGGGGUCCUUGAGAGGGAGGAAAAGCUACAACUGCAAGAGGUAGAGCACCGGAAACAAGGCGCAGGGAGACUCCAGAGCAACGAGGAACUGAAGGCUGUGGCCUCACACUGGGCACAGAAAUGGCAAAGGGUGGCUUUGACCCUGCAGUCUACACAAGAGGAGCUAGAGGAAGUCAAAAAGAGCAACUCUAGAAAUGAAUCGGACUUGCUGCUGAAGGCUGAGCUUGGUGCAUGCAAACAACAGCUGGAGCUGGAGAGGAGCAGGACUCUGCUUCACAGAUGUGAAGAUAAAGGCACUGAUGCCUUGGCACAGACUGAGGACAGAGGGACACAGACAGAAUUAUCAGAAUCCUCUUUGUUAUGGGAGCCGUCAUCAGCCUCUCACAGCAGCCAAAACAAAGCCCCCAAGUCCUCUGAAGAUCAGGAUGAUGGAAACCAAGCAACUAUCUGGACCAGUAACUCACUGAGGUCCCAGCUGGAAGAGAGCAGGAGGAGAACGAGGCAGCUGCAGGAAGAAGAAACAUUGUCAGACCAGAGGCUCCAAACACUGAGGCAGCUUUAUCCGGUUCAAGAUGAGAUACCAUCUGCUGAAGGCAGGAAGGAUAAAACUGUCUCUCCUUUAGAUGCAGAGACAGACCAGCAGAGGAGGAUGGUCACUGAGCAGUUAAAGAAUCUGUUUAAGGAGCGAGAAGGAAAAGAGGUGGAAACGGUUGACAACAGAUUAGCUGCAGGUCAAAAUGCACCCUCCUCACCAGAAGACUGGUCCCAAACAUCUAAGGGUGUAAGGAAUUCAGUGGACAGGAGGAUCUGGCAGCAUGGUUCAGGUUUAAUGCCAGUGUUUGAGGAGGAUGAAGAGGAGUGUGACUGUCCAGGAGGGGAGGAGGCUCAUGUUGAGGAAAACUGGCACAACCAAAGCCAACAGAUGUCAACUAUGACUGCAGUUAUCUGCAAACUGAAGGCAAACAAUGAAAAUCUGCUGCCAGCAACACUAAGGUGCAAACCAAUCCAGGACUGCCCUCUUACUGCAAAAAACAAGACUGCUCUCGGUUCAGAUGUGACCGACCUGCAGCAGACCAAGCCCGCUUUGCUCUGUCCUGAUGGAUUAUUCCUGGUUGAGCUGGUAGAUAUCUGUAGCCCAGAUGAAGAUGAAGAGGAAGAAGGAGACAAAUGAGGUGUUUGUGCUGAACCAGCUAACUUUGUGCCUUAUAGCUUUAAAUGUUUUACUCAAAAUAAAUGUAAGGACUAACUUACUUCAG